CGCGAUUUAGACACACUUUGGAUUUCUGCGCAGCCGGUCGUCCGUCGUACCUAUAACACACCAAUUUGAUCGCAUAACAUAACAUAUUUAGGUACAUAAUAUUAUAGUGUCGUUGCUUUUAUAUGCACCGCUGCACGUGUACAAUUUUUCAUCACGCGUGUACCUACAUUAUUAUUAUCGCGAAGUAGUAGAACCUAAUAUAAUAUCUAUAAGUCAAUAAAGUAAUGAUUUCAAGCGGUAAAAUGAUAUCAAAAUGUAUUCUACUAUCAAUUAUUACGAUGUGAUUUCGGUCAAUGGUCAUAAUUAAUAUACCAUUACAGUGCGCUCGUUCUACGUUAUCCACGUUACUAUAAUAAUAUAAUAAUAUAAAUAUUGCCAUUUUGCUGUUGCGGUCGCUACAGUUCGACGCAUCUGUGUUUGCACUGGAGGACGUCCACAGUUUUCAACGCUGCAAUUGAUUUCCAUUGUGACUGCUCAAACGUUUUACGAUAACGGACCAAUAUUUUAUACGAUAUCGUGUGGAUGUAACUAUAUAGACUAUAUAGGACAUGGCCCGCGAAACGAAAUAAUAUAAUCGUCAGAAAAACGAACAAAUAUUGGACGUAGUUCGGGUGUCCACACACUCACGACAAAAGGUGCAGUGUACCGUAGUGGUGAUGGCCAUUUACUCAACCAUACCGGUAACAAAAGUGACAGCGGUAAUGGAAACGCGGUAACGGAAACGACUGCUUACUUGUUUGUACUUGCAAGUACAUGUGCGGGAAAGUGUGCGUACGAGCAUUGGAAAAGGCGGUCUUGUUGGGCGAUGAUACGCGGUCGGCGGCGUGUGCCGAAAGCCCGUGGCCAAUGAUCGUUGUGACCCGUGACAACCACAGUAGAAGCGCUGCGACCACAACCACGGUGGCAGUAGCAGCGCCGGCAACGGUAACGGUGGCUCAGCAGGUCACCACUUGGUCCUCCGGUUCGCCCGCGGCAGUCUGCAAGAUGCGCUCGUCCGCCGCGGUGACUGUCAUCGCCAUCGUCGUCAGGCUGACGGCCGUACUAUUGCUACUGAUGGCGUCUGUACGCCCAGCCACCGCUAUGGGACAGCUCCAGGGCCAGUACAACGGCCCAUAUCCGGACAUAUGCCCCAGUGAUAUAUAUUGUCACGGAGAACUUCUAGACGAUAUACAAAUGCAACAGCUGUAUUCAGACUCCAAAACGUUCGUAGACAAAAAGUUACGUCGUAGUGAAGCUGAAAUCAUAAAGUCAUAUAGGGAAUUAAAAUUACGAAAUAACGGUCGAGUGCCUACUCGUGCUGUGCUUACCAAAUUUGUUGAAGACAACUUUAGCGAUGACCCGUUGGUCGAGUGGGUGCCACCUGAUUUUGUUGAGACCCCCACUAUCAGUACUUACGUACAGGAUCAAAAUUACAAAAUUUGGAUCUUGCAACUUAAUCAAAUUUGGAAAAGAUUGGCCCGGAAGGUAGAUGAAGACGUUAAAAUAAACCCCGAUCGGCAUUCAUCCAUUUAUUUGCCAAACGGAUUCUUCAUAGCUGGUGGCAGAUUCACUGAACUCUAUUAUUGGGAUUCGUAUUGGAUCAUACGAGGAGCCAUAUUGUGUGACAUGAAAGACUCUGCCAGAGGAAUCAUACAAAAUUUUCUUUACUUGGUUCAUCGCUUUGGUUAUGUACCGAACGGAAGUAGAAUUUACUAUUUAAUGAGAUCUCAGCCACCGCUCCUCAUCCAAAUGGCUGCAUCAUAUUAUACAUAUACAGAUGAUUUGGAUUUUAUCAAGAAAAACAUACAAUAUCUGGAAGCUGAAUUCAAUUUUUGGAUGACAAACCGAACAAUUAAAGUUGAAAAGGCAGGUAAUACCUACAUUAUGGGACAGUACAACACACAUACUCGGGGACCACGACCCGAAUCCUAUUAUCAAGACAAAACUUUAGCUACGCCCCUUUCUAGCGUAGACGAUAAAAAUGAGUUAUAUUCAAGAUUAAAAGCUGCCGCCGAAACUGGUUGGGAUUUUUCGACCAAACAUUAUAAUAAUUUUGGUCAAAACACUGGAGAUUUGUCUAAUACGGAUCCUCAGAAUUUUAUUUACGUAGAGUUAAAUGCAAUAUUACAAGCUAACGCAGUGGUUCUUGCACAAUUAUUUAAAUUACUGGGUAAUCAAGCUAAAUUCAAAUAUUAUAAUGACAUCGGUCACCGUUUUCAGAUUGGAAUUAACGCGUUGCUGUGGAACGAAGAAGAAGGUAUUUGGUUAGAUUAUGACUUAACCACUAAACUAAGUCGUAAGUAUUUCUAUACGUCCAAUUUUGCACCAUUAUGGACUGGUAGUUACGAGAGAAAACUUAGAACGUAUUAUGGUAAACGGGUGUUGGACUAUUUAAUAGUUAAUGGUGUUAUCAACCAAGAUGGAACUCCAAAAUUAAUUUGUGUACCAACAUCGAAUGUGAACUCUUCCCAACAAUGGGACUAUCCAAAUUGCUGGCCACCACUCCAAGCCAUGGUAAUCCAAGGUUUAGACCGCACAAACUACAAACCGGCCCAGACUGUUGCUAUAAACUUGGCCAAGUCAUGGAUAAACACUAAUUACGUCGGAUACAUAACCAGCGGUACUAUGUUUGAAAAGUACAGUGCACUUGAAGUGGGCACGACCGGUGGUGGUGGCGAGUAUACGCCUCAGACAGGAUUUGGAUGGACGAACGGUAUCGUUUUCGAACUGUUCCGGAGAUGGGGACACCUAUUUCGAUCUACUUAAAUACCAUACUACUGAACCGACCAUGUAUUCAUAUUGUAUAUAUAUAUAUCUACGUAAUAUUUUUGUAUUUUUUCCCCUUGCCUAAAUUUUAAAUUAAAACUACCAUAGGGUAUAUUAUUAUAGACAUAAAUGUACAGCAUGUCCAUGUGUGUUAUUGUAUAUAAUUAAUAUUAUAUUUUAUACAUGUAUAUUGUAUAUAUAUUAUUAUGUAUGAUGUUUGUUUAAUAAAUUAUGAUAUUAUAAUUAAA
Acyrthosiphon pisum (pea aphid) is the source of this 2993-nucleotide messenger RNA. RefSeq names its product trehalase. The record is from RefSeq and is a predicted model, not a curated record. The transcript is spliced from 12 exons. The coding region runs from base 754 to 2745 and encodes 663 amino acids. Gene Ontology annotation, molecular function: alpha,alpha-trehalase activity. Lineage: Eukaryota; Metazoa; Arthropoda; Insecta; Hemiptera; Aphididae. Gene Ontology annotation, biological process: trehalose catabolic process.